Molecule: messenger RNA, 5616 nt
Organism: Anopheles bellator
Lineage: Eukaryota; Metazoa; Arthropoda; Insecta; Diptera; Culicidae
Gene: if
Product: integrin alpha-PS2
Exons: 10
Coding region: 1-4491 (1496 amino acids)
Biological process (GO): cell-matrix adhesion; cell-cell adhesion; cell adhesion mediated by integrin
Cellular component (GO): external side of plasma membrane; integrin complex
Molecular function (GO): integrin binding
Source: RefSeq, a predicted model, not a curated record
AUGCGAAGCAAGGCUGCAGCCGCCGUUCAGCUGCUCGCGUGCUGCGCGCUGCUGCUGCUGCUGUGGAUCGACAGCAACCGACAAGCCUCAGCAUUCAACCUUGACACGAUCAACUUCAUCCUGCAGGAGGGCGAGCCGAACUCGAUGUUCGGCUUCAGCGUGGCACUGCACCGCGAACAAAAUAGAAGCUGGGUAAUCGUGGGUGCUCCGAUGGCCAAUACCACGCAACCGGACGUGAUCGAAGGAGGCGUCGUUUAUCGAUGCGAUAUUUACGACGACCAUCGUUGCUUCUCGGUGCCCUUCGACACCAAAGGAAACACUUUCAACGAUAAAAACGAACAGAUCGACACAAAGUCGAAUCAGUGGUUUGGAGCAACGGUAGCUAGCGCUGGCGUUGACGGUCCGUUGGUGGCCUGUGCUCCACGUUAUGUUUUUCAUCAGUUGCAACCGAGGAAAGCGGAACGUGUGGAACCGAUCGGGACCUGCUACAUAGCGAAAAACAAUAUGCGCGAGUUUCAAGAGUACUCUCCUUGCCGAACCGCGUACUGGGGUUACCAUCGUCAAGGUUCGUGCCAAGCAGGUUUUAGCGCUGCGCUGACAAAAGAUGGAACACGCGUUUUUAUUGGUGCUCCAGGCAGCUACUACUGGCAAGGACAAAUGUACUCCAUUAACACUGACGUUGUGUUGCCUUAUAAACCCCCGCGGUAUGCUCACUUUGGCGAAGGAGGGCAAAUCUACUCGUUCAGUUUGAACAACCCGAAAGAUAAGGUCUACAACACGCUCGAGGACAAGAAGAACGAAGACGAUAGCUACCUCGGCUACUCGACGACCACUGGCGACUUCAAUGGUGACGGUACGCAGGGCGUGGCGGUAGGCAAGCCGCGCGGAGCCGGCUUGCUCGGGAAGGUGCUGAUCUACGCGUGGAACAUGACGAACCAGCAGAACAUAACGGGAGAACAAAUCGGUGCGUACUUCGGCUACUCGCUCGCCGCCGUCGACGUGGACGGGGAUGGCCUAGAUGAUCUCAUAAUCGGCGCCCCGAUGCACACGGAGCCGAACAACGAGGGCAAGUACGAGACGGGCCGGGUGUAUAUCAUGUACCAUGGAGGGGGCCCAGCGCGCUUCAGUGAGUUGGAGACACGCGACGGCAGCACGAGCCGGGCACGGUUCGGACUGUCAGUAUGCUCGCUGGCCGACAUCAAUCUCGACGGCUACGGCGAUUUCGCGGUCGGCGCACCGUACGAUGGCGCUACCGGCCGUGGAGCGGUGUACAUAUUUUACGGCUCCCGACACGGUACGCUGGCGAAGGCAUCGCAAGUCCUGCAGGCGGAAGACAUGUCGUGGAGUGUGCCCCGUCUCAGCACGUUCGGCUACUCGCUCGCCGGUGGCAUCGAUCUCGAUGGCAACCAGUACCCGGACCUGGUGGUCGGUGCGUACCAGACGGACAAGGCGCUCGUGUUUCGGUCGCGACCGGUCGCGACGAUGGAAGCGAGCACGCUGUUCGAAACGGAAAACAAGCUGAUUUCGCUCGACGAGCGCAACUGCACGCUGGAGCGCACGCUGAAGCAAGUGCCGUGCACGGUCGUCAACUCGUGCCUAAAGUACAACGGCAUCAAUGUGCCGCCCGUGCUCGACAUCGAGAUUGGCUGGACGCUGGAUGCGCGCAAGCAGCGCAGCCCGCGGAUGUUCUUCCUCAACGAGGAGGGCCGCAACACACGCAACCAAUCGAUGCGUCUGUACCGGGGGAAGUUGGAGUGCCGCAGCGAGCGGGUUUACAUUGGCGAGAACGUGCGCGACAAGAUUACGCCGCUCGAGGUGGAGAUGCGGUACAGUUUGCGCGAGAAGGGCGGUGGCCAACGGGUGCGCAAACCUCGCAUCGGUAUCGAGCCCGUGCUGGACCAGAAUCGCGGAACGGUGCAGAAGGAUUCGAUCAACAUACAGAAAAACUGCGGCCCAGACAAUGUGUGCAUUCCUGACCUGCGGCUAGACAUUAAGGCAGUCGACGAGUAUUUGCUCGGUUCGAACAAUCUGCUCUCGGUCGAGGCGCUGAUCACCAACCGGGGCGAGGAUGCGUUCGAGGCUGGCUUCUACAUGGUUGUGCCGCCCGGCUUGGACUUCAGGCGCGUCGACAAGCUGGGUGAGGUAAAGGAUGUUCCCGUGCUCUGCACGGCGCCCUCGUUCGCCAACAAUGGCACGUUGAAGUGUGACAUCGGCAAUCCGCUCGCGAGCGGCAAGGUGGUGAACUUUAAAGUCAUUCUCGCACCAUCGUUCGCGGUCGGUAUGGCGCCGAGCUACGACUUCUAUCUGGAGGCCAACUCGACGAACCCGGAGCUGGGCGGAAGCCAGCACGACAACAUCGUGCGCAAAAGCAUCGGCAUCUCCAUCAAGACGAGUCUCGCACUUUCGGGAGUUUCGCUGCCGGACGAGUUUCUCUACAACUACACCGAGUACCGGGCGCUGACGGAGGCGGUGAACGAGCGUGAAAUUGGUCCACAGGUUGUGCACAUCUACGAGAUCCGCAACGAAGGUCCAUCCACGAUUGACGAGGCGGAGUUUUUCGUGCUCUGGCCGUACGAGACGAUGGACGGGGUACCGCUGAUGUAUCUGCUUAACCAACCGGAAACGCACGGUAACAUACAGUGCCAGCCGACUCAGAAUGUCAAUCCGCUCAACCUAGCGCUAGACAGUGUACUGGCACGGAAAAGUUUUCUCGACAAAGUGGGUGUCUCGGGGAUGAGCUACUCCUCUACUGCCGCCGGUACGGCGCGUCUAGCGCGAAUCAACAACGCAGGCACAGACGCGAGCAGCCCGUCGAUUUCGUUCUCCUCCACCUCUAACAGAUCAACGCUGGCAACCACGGGCAGUUCAUCGUCCAAGGCGUUCUCUUCGUCGUGGGGCGCUCGGGAGAGAGUUGUCGAGGCGAAAGACAGACGCUUCGAGUCGGAGUAUCCGGCUGCGGAACGUACCGGCACCGUUGCGGGUUCGGUAUCCUCCCAAGGUGGCCAGCAUUCCCGCGUAACAUCAGGCAGUGAGACGCGCUACGGAACUGGAACAGACACGGGAACAAAACUGUCGUCGCAUGAACGGCAGCAGCAAACGAGUUUCGUCCAUCAACAACAAGGUCAGGCUUCUGGGCAACGGCCAACUGCGGCCGAUCGGGGUUUCGAGGUAGGCGUUCGCUACGAUGCAGCCGCAAGCGGCGGACAUUUCGUGCAUCCUGGCAACGACAGCAGCUCGAGUGUUUACUAUACAUCCCGUAAUCGCACUAUUUACCGUACGGAUGAUGGCCGACGACUGCAAGCCACGUCCGGUAGCGGAGAGUACCGCAGUGAGAGUUCCACUGUCAACGAAAACGGUCUUUCCAACGGAUUUGAAACGGAUUCGGUCACCACUAGCAUUACGAAAGAGGAACGCUUCGGUGCGAAGGGUGGCGAUACACUGGGUAGCCGGCGUCGAAUGAUGAGCCAACAGGAUGGUGACACCGAGGCACGAUCAGGGCUGGUGACGGAUUUUCUGCAUCUUGAUGGCCACAGUGAUUACAAUAUGGUGGACCAUGGAUUAGGGCGAGUUGAGAACAAGUUCCGAACGGAGUACAGUAGCAGCUCCAUCAGCAAUAGCAACCGUAGUACCAGUAGCAGCAGCAGCACCAGCAGCAGCAGCAGCAGCAGCAGCAGCAGUAGCAGCAGCAGUAGUAGUAACAAGCUACAACAACAAUGGGGAUCUGGUACGCAACAAUCGUCCGGUCAUUCACUCGCGUCGAACGGAACGUACGCCCAGAGCAGCAACACCUACUUCGGUGCCGGUGGCGUCAGCGUCGAAGAGGAGGAUUACGAUUCGUAUGACCGAAGCGAGGAGUCGUACGAGGACGGGGUAGAUUUGCACCGUUCAGGAGGACACCCGUCUGCUCACACCGGUACCACUUUACCGCAUCUCGGCAAGCAGCAUCUCAAUCAGGGACACGAAAAUGUUGAACAAAAGUUUCGCCACUACCAAAGAUUUGAUCGCCAGCGUCGGCAGGCUGAUGGACCGAUGGCAGAUGCCGGAGCUCGUAGUUCGGAUCAAGCGCUCGAUGAAGCACUCAAGUGUCACGCGACCCGCUGUGCCCUGAUAUACUGUGUGGCAGGCCCGAUCGGCAACAAGGAUGUCGCGUUCAUCGCGCUCCGGACUAGGGUGGUGGCGCACACACUCCACCAGCUAUCGUCGUCGACUCCAUUGCACUUUUCGACGAUGAAUGUGGCGCGGGUCACGAAGCUGCCGUACAUUGGGCAGCCAAAGGAGAAACCGAUCAAAACGCACGAAAUACAGGUUCUGGCCGUGCCGGAACCAACGGUCAAACCGGACGUGGUGCCACUGUGGAUCGUGGUGCUAGCGGCGUGCGCCGGAACGCUCAUUCUGCUGCUGCUGAUCUACCUACUGUCGAAGUGCGGAUUUUUCGAACGAAACCGUCCUACGGAUUCGUCGGAACGGCAACCCCUCAAUCGAAACGCAUAAUUUGCGAGGGGAGGGGGUAAAUGGGUCCUGUUGCCCCCGAAUCUAACUGAAUCUUUCCGUCUACUAUUUGAUCGAUAAAUUGAAUCUCCACAUACGUUAAUUUCUCACAGCAACGCUCUAAACGUGCGUUAGAGUAAAAGUUCACGCUCGUUAAAGUGAUUUAUGAUUGAUUGAUUGGACAAUCAUAGAGAUGAUCAACUGAUUUUUUAUUUUACAUAUACAUAGUGCAUUCAGCAAUUUUUUUUUACUUUAGUGUUAGACCGAAAUUCCUACGAAAAGCAAAAAGAAAAAGAGAAAUAGGGAACGAAGAGAUUAGUCGUGUGCCAAGGGAUAUAAGUUGUAUGUGUGAGCGUGUCUGUGUGUAAAGUUGUAAUAUUGUUCGUUUAACAACUAGUAUUCAUAACGACUUUCACCUUAUUGACACCUUUAUGAACUAGUCAAUCAGAACUCGAAUGUUUUUGUGAGCCUCAUCGAAAUCCCAUUAACAAAAUUAAUACAGCUGUAGUGUGUUCAGAAGUUUUAUUUUUUUUUAAUUUAAAUUUAAUUUAAAACUUGAUGAAGAAGAAUAACAAAUGAACUAUGUGCUUCCUCAUUGUUGCCAUCAACUUUUAAAGGACAAUUGCUGCAGGCGGAAAACGGUAUUGAAGGAACCAGCGAAAAAUGACAAAAAUGUGUAAUUUUCAUUUAUUUCUCAUUUUAUUGGUUACAUAAUUGUUACUGUUGCUGUGCAAAGUGAAGUCUGACGAUGAGUUCUGACAAAUCCUAGUCGAAGUUUUGAACCACUCCAACUUCGGCCCGAUAUACGAAGCAACUCAUCUAAGUGCCUUAAUGUUUGAUAUUAAUUUAAUAUGGAAAGCUGCCUUAUCAAAGUAACAAUAAUACAAAGUAACAAUAAUAACUUAUUAUUAACUGAAUAGAGUAGCUUACUUUAUCACCCCGAACCGAUUUGGUAAGUCUAUUGUCUGUCUAUCCCGAAGCGUUUGGGAUGUAGAUUUGCUAAUCGAAACAAAAGUGCCCAUUAGAAAUGAAGAAUUUGAAAUAGUAAGUAAUUUGGUAAUUGAAAACAUGUUUGCAGAUUAAUGUAUAUCGCUAUGUUACAAGAAAAACUUAAUAAAUUGACAUCAA